Messenger RNA from Postia placenta MAD-698-R-SB12, 1409 nucleotides. RefSeq lists its product as hypothetical. The coding region runs from base 46 to 1320 and encodes 424 amino acids. Gene Ontology annotation, biological process: carbohydrate metabolic process; GDP-mannose biosynthetic process. Gene Ontology annotation, cellular component: cytosol. Gene Ontology annotation, molecular function: zinc ion binding; mannose-6-phosphate isomerase activity. The record is from RefSeq and is a predicted model, not a curated record. The transcript has 4 exons. Lineage: Eukaryota; Fungi; Basidiomycota; Agaricomycetes; Polyporales; Adustoporiaceae.
CGUUUCCUCCGACUCGCGCUGUGCUCACAGUAGUCUUGCGCUGACAUGGCCAAGGUUUUCAAGAUCGUGCCGACGACGCAGAAGUAUGACUGGGGAAAGAUAGGGAAGACGUCCAAGGUCGCGCAGUACGCUGCUGCUGCCAAAAUCCCUGGUUUCACCCUGGAUGAGAACGCGCCGUAUGCUGAGCUGUGGAUGGGGACUCAUCCGAGCGGCCCCUCUCGUCUAUCUGGCUCCGAUACGACGCUCUUGGAGUAUUUAUCUUCUCAUCAGGAUCUAAUUGGAGAAAAGGUUGCGGAGAGAUUUAAGGAGGCGGGUGCUACCAAGGGCAACCUUCCCUUUCUGUUCAAGGUGCUUGCGAUCGAGAAAGCGCUCAGCAUACAGACGCACCCAGACAAGAAGACGGCAGAAAAGUUACAUGAGGCGCAACCUAACGUAUACAAGGAUGCCAACCAUAAGCCAGAAAUGGCACUCGCGCUGACCCCGUUCACUGCAAUGUGCGGUUUCGUCCCCUUACCUCAAAUCGCGACGUACUUGAAGUCAACUCCCGAAUUAUCUGCCUUAAUCCCCCCUACCAUUUCCAAGCGUUUCGUCUCAAUUGUCUCCUCUCCAGAAGCUCCAGAAGCGGAGGCGAAACAGGCACUGAAGGACGUCUUCUCGGCAGUGAUGUCUGCGGAGGAGUCCCUUUUCAAGGCGCAGCUCGAAAGGCUCGUCCAGCGAUACGAAGCAGGUCAGGAGCAGGAGGCUGAAAAGGGCAUCAAGGAGCUGGUAUUGCGUUUGAAUAGCCAGUUCCCGGGUGAUAUUGGCGUGUUCUGCGCGUUCUUGCUCAACUACGUUAAGAUGAACCCAGGCGAGGCUAUCUUCCUCGCGGCGGGCGAACCGCACGCCUACGUCUCCGGAGAUAUCAUGGAAUGCAUGGCAACGUCCGACAACGUUAUACGCGCGGGCCUGACGCCGAAACUGCGGGACAUCCCGAACCUGGUGUCUGGGCUCACAUACGGUGCAGGCGACGCGCGCAGGCACAUGGUGGCACCCGCGAAGUUUGGCCUUGCGGCGCACACGCAGUUGUACGACCCCCCCAUCCCCGAGUUCGCGGUGCUGCAGGUGCAGGUGCCGGCGGGCGAGACGGAGGUGCACCCGCCAAUCGACGGGCCUAGCAUUGCGAUCGUGACGGAGGGGCAGGGUGCGCUGGAGUGGGAUGGAGAGGAGCGGCUGGAUGUCUCGGAGGGCGAUGUGGUGUUUGUGGGCGCGGAAGCCGGGCUCAAGAUUGUUGCCGGCAGCGGUGGGCGGCUGACGGUGUAUCGGGCAUAUGUGGAAGUGUAGGCGAUCGUCCACCUCGGAUGACGACGUUUACUGUGCAGAGAAGUGUAUGAAUUUUUAAGCUUUCGACUUUCGAAGAAGAAGAGUGGCAG